AUGGUGCUAGCUUAUUCAUUAAGAUUUAUCCAAAAUCUGCGAACAAAAGACCCAUCUAGAAAAUUGCAGGGUCCUCUUUCAUUCAAAGAAAUUGACACCGCGUUGUUAGCCGUGGUGAAGUUGGUACAAAAAGACACAUUCCAUAAGGACAUUGAUUUAUUAUCUCGCGGUGAAAUCCUUGACAAAAAAAGUAGUUUAUUGAGUUUAACUCCCUUUAUCGCCCAAGGCAUUAUCAGAGUCGGCAGCAGACUCGAACGCGCUAAUAUUCCGUACGCAAAGAAACACCCAGUCGUUCUACCAAAAGGUCAUUAUAUAACUAAACUCAUUAUGUUUCAGAGCGAAGCCUCGCGGCAUUAA
Messenger RNA from Belonocnema kinseyi, 357 nucleotides. RefSeq lists its product as uncharacterized. NCBI's taxonomy places the organism in Eukaryota, Metazoa, Arthropoda, Insecta, Hymenoptera, Cynipidae. The record is from RefSeq and is a predicted model, not a curated record. The transcript has a single exon. Bases 1 to 357 code for a protein of 118 amino acids.